Molecule: messenger RNA, 840 nt
Organism: Ostertagia ostertagi
Lineage: Eukaryota; Metazoa; Nematoda; Chromadorea; Rhabditida; Trichostrongylidae
Source: the annotation of a GenBank genome assembly
UCAUUUUCAGAUGUGGUUUGUACGGAUUCCACACGAGUAAAAUUGAAAUUGGGAGAAGAAGGCUAUGGUGAUUACAUCCAUGCGAAUCACGUUACCUCUCCGCUGUUAACGACCAAGUUUAUUUGCACUCAGGGACCUUUACAAUCUACGAUCCACGACUUCUGGCGGAUGAUCUUCCAAGAGCGGAUAGAGUCCAUUCUAAUGCUCUGCAAACCAUGCGAAGAUGGUCGGCCGAAGUGUUCCAUCUAUUGGCCAGAGGCGAUAGGAGAGACGACGUCAUUCGAUACGGUCGUAGUGAAAAACACCGGUGAAGACGUCGACGAAUUCGCCACCACGACGUCGCUGGUGGUGGAGUUGAAUCCAGCAUACGGUAUGACGGAAGUGCAAUACCUUUACAUUCAUCGGGUGAUGAUCGAGAACGCCCUCCUACAUAUUAAUUUAAAUGAAUCGACGAGAACAACUGGACAGCGAUUCCUGCGAGAUUGGCCAGAUCGAGGUGUCCCUGACCACAAUUCAUGUCGAAUACCCCUUCAUCUUCUGGAUAGAGUACGACAUGCUCCAUGUGUUGUUCACUGCUCGGCCGGAAUUGGUCGAACGGGCAGCAUCAUAGCGCUAGAGUUAGCUCUUCAAAAAGUCGUAGUCGGCAGCAAAAUCGACUUUGAACAGAUCGCUCGCGAGUUAAGAUGUGCUCGAGCUCAAUGUAUACAGACGGAAGUGCAAUACCUUUACAUUCAUCGGGUGAUGAUCGAGAACGCCCUCCUACAUAUUAAUUUAAAUGAAUCGACGAGAACAACUGGACAGCGAUUCCUGCGAGAGUACGACGAUAAAAUGCGAAAAUAG